UUAAUGCCAUCAUAUAUCACAAUGAGUUUGAUAUGGUCACCAUGUUUAAUUGUGCAGGUGAUUAUGUUGCUCGAAUAAAGUUUACUGUGUUGCUAAUGCCUAACGGAUCAGAUCGGAUAACGUCCCAUCCUCUGCAGGAGCUGCAGCCUACCAAGGCAAUAGAUGAUCCUGAAAUCAAGGCAUGGCUAGCUUUGGGCACAAAGACAGAGAAAAAAGGUGGUGGGAAGAAGAAGAAAGGAAAAAGGGUGAUAAAGCCGAUGAAUCGACUGAGGCAGAAGCUGGAACUGAGCCUAUGCAACAGCAGAUGGAGGAUCAUGAUUUUAAGAAAUGUACUCGUGUUCUAUUCUCUUUUUCCCCCCUCAAUUCUGGUCACUGUUAUAGUUGGAGAAGAAGGCGAAGAGCGAAGGAACGAGCAGCAUUUGGGAAUGGAGAAAGGAGGAUUAGGGAUUUUGGAGAAAGGAGGAUUAGGGAUUUUGGAGAAAGAAGGGUUAGGGAUUCGGGAGAGUAAAUUGGAAAUUAAAAUCAGAAAAGGAAUUGAAAAACGAGGGGAUUUGGACUUAUUUGAUGAAGUGGAGGUGGGCCAAGGGAGAUUGGUGUGAGUUGGAGCGGCCCAAUCAAUUGGCCUAAUACCUGGACA
Messenger RNA from Hibiscus syriacus, 637 nucleotides. RefSeq lists its product as uncharacterized. The coding region runs from base 33 to 599 and encodes 188 amino acids. The record is from RefSeq and is a predicted model, not a curated record. The transcript has 3 exons. NCBI's taxonomy places the organism in Eukaryota, Viridiplantae, Streptophyta, Magnoliopsida, Malvales, Malvaceae.